Molecule: messenger RNA, 1125 nt
Organism: Lolium perenne
Lineage: Eukaryota; Viridiplantae; Streptophyta; Magnoliopsida; Poales; Poaceae
Source: RefSeq, a predicted model, not a curated record
AUGGCGGCGUCCAAGGUGGGCGCUCCGAUUGGGGGCGAAUGCUUCAAAUGCGGGCGGGCUGGACACUUCCAGUCCGAAUGUACUUUCGACCCCCUUUGUGUGAUCUGCAGCGGGGAAGGACAUACCUCGGCUUCUUGCCCAUCCAGGGGGAAGGUUCUGAGGCUGCAGUCCAUGGGCCACGCUAUUACUGGUGGUGGGUUUUACAACAUUGAGGCCGAGCCUCUGCGUGGUGGCCAGGCGCCGGGGGAGGUGUUUGCGGCUAUCAUCAGCUUCAAGGGGAAGCCUUUGUCGGAGGAGCAGCUUUCGGACGAACUCAAGCACCUUGUGGAUGAGCUUUGGGAUUGGCAAGUUCGCAAGCUGUCGGAAGUGGAGUUCUCCGUCGCUUUCCCGUCGCGCGAGACUCUCAGGCUGAGCACCGGCAGUGGGAAGCUCCACCUUCCGCUGAGCGAGACGGACAUGGUGAUUCGUGAGGCCUUUAUUGCGCCUAGGCCCUCGGUGGUCCUUCCGUCGACUUGGGUUCGGAUGACUGGAGUUUCGGAGGAUCUGAUGACUAAGGAACGCCUCAUGGCAAUGUUUGUGAUGGUCGGGAGACCGAUGGAUGUGGACGAGCUGUCUCUGAUGAAGAGGGACACGGAGCCAGUUAGGAUGAGAUUCCAGUGCCGCUAUCCGGAGAGGAUUAAGGGGACAGUUCCAGUGUUCGUCAACGGUGAGGGGUUCACUGUGGGUGUGCAGGCUGAGACACCGCCUCGUGGGGGCGCGGGAGGAUCGGGCGCUGCGCCACCGCCACCACCUCCUCCACGCCGCGAUGACGAGGAUGAGGACUCGGAUGAGUUUUCUACGGACAGCGAGUGGAACAAGCACGGGCGGCGGAGGAGGAACAAGGACAUCGGCAAAGACAAAGAGAAGGGAAAAGAAACUGAGAAGGGUUCGGCGGUGACCACCUCGGGGAAGGGCUCCAAGGGCACUGUAGCUGGCGAGCUUGGGUCUUGGUCGGCACCUCCUCUUGGGAAGGGGACGGGCACCCCCAAGUUUGAUCAGUAUGGCUCCAACCUGAGGGGGGGGGCGCGGCAGCUCUUUCCCUCCCCGCGAUCGAGGCUCUUGGAGGAGGAAAGGAGCUUCUGGUGA